Messenger RNA from Drosophila innubila, 963 nucleotides. Its product is annotated as chymotrypsin-1. The transcript has a single exon. The coding region runs from base 39 to 866 and encodes 275 amino acids. Lineage: Eukaryota; Metazoa; Arthropoda; Insecta; Diptera; Drosophilidae. Gene Ontology annotation, molecular function: serine-type endopeptidase activity. Gene Ontology annotation, biological process: proteolysis. The record is from RefSeq and is a predicted model, not a curated record.
AAUUGCAGCUCUAUUCGUUCUCGUAAACUGGACAAAACAUGUCUGCAAUGUUCUGUUUAAGCCAAAAGUAUUGGCCUGUUUUUGGCCUGCUUCUAUUGGUAUUGGGUAGUUCCAUUGACGUCACGGAGGCCAAGCGGAUACAUCAUAAAUUUGCAGCAUUUGGCAAUCGCAUUGUUGGCGGCCAGGAGGCGGAGGAGGGCGUGGCACCAUAUCAGGUAUCGAUACAAACUCUGUGGAGAACACAUAUCUGUGGUGGAGUCAUCCUCAAUUCUCGCUGGAUACUCACAGCUGGACAUUGUGCGAAUGGUUUUGGAGUCCAAGAUCUGCAGAUUAUUGUGGGCACCAAUGAGAGACUCAAACCUGGUCAAAUACUCUAUCCGGAUGAGGCUAUAGUUCAUUCAAUGUACGACAUACCAGCCGAAUAUGCAAAUGACAUUGGUUUAUUCCAUCUUAAUGAUUCAAUUGUGUUCAAUGAACGCACUCAAGCUGUUCAACUGAGCACAGUGCAUCCGCCAGUCGGUGCGACUGUCAUCUUGACCGGUUGGGGUGCUCGUGGACUUAACUGGCCUCCAGAGGAGCGGUUGCAAACGAUCAACUUGACCGUCAUCGAUCAUGGGGAUUGCAAGAGAGCUUGGGAUGACAACGAUGGCGUCGACAUUGGACACUUCUGCACCUUCACCCGGGCAGGGGAAGGUGCCUGCAAUGGCGACUCCGGAGGUCCCCUUAUGUGGGAGAAUAAGUUGGUGGGUCUGGUCAACUGGGGUGCACCCUGCGCUCUGGGCAAACCCGAUAUGCAGGCCAAUACCAUUUACUACCUGGACUGGAUACGUCGCAAUAUUGCAGAGUGCAAACAUCGUGUAAAUUGAUUUCUCAACCCGACAAAGUUUACAGUUUAUUACAAGCCAAUGAAAUGUCAAAUUUUUAAUUUAGAAUUUUCUGGUAAUAAAAUUAUAAAAAAUUUAA